Molecule: messenger RNA, 6767 nt
Organism: Varroa destructor (honeybee mite)
Lineage: Eukaryota; Metazoa; Arthropoda; Arachnida; Mesostigmata; Varroidae
Gene: Ir25a
Product: ionotropic receptor 25a
Biological process (GO): monoatomic ion transport
Cellular component (GO): membrane
Molecular function (GO): ligand-gated monoatomic ion channel activity; signaling receptor activity
Source: RefSeq, a predicted model, not a curated record
AAACAAUGAUACGGACUCGAAAGGAAAUCGAUGCCCUCUAAAAGUGCAUUUCAGGUUAUUCUUCUGUUAACGUCGAAUCGUUUGUGAAGAAAUUUGACGUAGUGUUAUUCAGGCGCCAACAACAACUAGCAGCAGACUCUCCGCCGAACGAAACGGCACGACGCACCAUCCUGAUCGUCAGUUUCAUUCACUCGUCGAUAAAUCAAAUGUAACUAAUUUGCAAGUGGCCUCAGAAGAGCCAGUGGGGAUACCAUGUGUCCGUGAACUGUUCGGGGAAGAUAGUGAUUUAGACAGCGUUUCCAUUAAUCGGAAAAGAGCAAAGUCUUGGAAAGCUGCGUCACUCACCGGCGUGUGAAGAUGUGGCUAGGAGUCUUCGUAUUCGCCAUACUCGUAGGUGGAUGGAGAUCAUAUGGCGAAGAAAUCAAAGCUGUGGUCCUACCCGACAGUCAAAUCGAGGUGGAUGGGCAGGAUAUUCGCGCUUUCAUAUUUAACAACACUAACAAAUACAACAUCACUUUCGGCGAGGUGGGCCAUUUCCUCUCCUUCAUAGCGACGAAUAUCAUGGACGUUAGUGAGCUAAAGGAAAGGCAAGGUAAAUCCGGAGUCGGAGAAUAGCAUCAACCUAAACCUGCUUGUGACCGCUCUGGAUUGCGAAGACACAUACAGUGCUAUCGACGUGCAGAUGAAGAAAUUUCCCACUGCAAUGCUUCUUGCUUUCAAUAGACCCUUUUGUCCCAGAUUCGAUGCAGAUGACCAGGAAAUAGCAACCAAAAAACCUUUUGCUAUCAGCAUUCCCGUAACUGAGGGGCCGACUGAUGUCUUACCAAUUCUUGCGGACUUCCGAGCGAUGCAUCCACUCAGCCGGUGGAGUGAAAUCACCAUUAUAGUUCCGUACUCAUACACUGGAGAAUAUCUGGAGCAGAUCAUGCGCGCCGUGGAAGGUGUCCGCAGCAAUGAUCAGGUCAAUUCGGCGGCAUCAAUCGCCCUUUGGAAAUAUUGCCCUCCAUCGGCACGCUCUGUCGGAAAGUGUGGAUUAAACUCUGCGUCCAUGAGGGGAAUUCUGGAUGCGUAUCGUGCAAACCCGAAAAAGAAGGAUAAUAGGGAAUUUAUCGUAAUUGGCGAUGAAGAAUUAGCGUUGGAUUUCUUUGAACAGAGCGUCGACUACGGGAUGUUUAGUGUUUUUCGUGAAUUCUUCAUUAUUCUCACCACGCCUUACUCCAAUGUCGUCAAAGAUUUCUUGUUUGACAAAGUUACGAGCGACGCCAAUGUCGCGAUCGCAUCGACCGAUGUUAAGGAUGAGGAUUGUCCUGUAACGGACAAUUGCCACAUUGAGCUGCCUAUGAACGCUUACAUUAAUGCUGUGAAGAAUAAUCCUGAUCUUUUUGGUCGGAACGUUGAUAAAUUUAAUCAUAAAUAUACCGUGAAAAAAGCUAUUCUGAAAGAAUUGCGUGGAUCUGGUCAAUGUGGCUUCUGUGCGAAAUAUACUAUACGAACCCUGACUGUGAAGGCUGGUCGAAAAACGUUUGACCCAGUGGCCGUUUGGGACUAUUUCAAUGGACUUCAAAUGAUUGACGGAGCGACCCGGGUCAACUAUCAGCUAUUUCCACGAUUUCUUGGAGAUAUGGGUGGAGUGAACCUUCGAAUCGGCGUUAUUAACGAGCCUCCUAUGACAGAAGUAACUUCUCGGGAAGGACGGGUGGUCAACGUUAACGGAACCCUCGUCGAGCUCUUGAAAGAGCUUGCGAGAAAGCUCAACUUCACAUACACGUUCAUCAUGCCUCCGGAGCCUGUACCAGGCUUGAAACAGAGCGAUGGCCGAUGGUCGGGUUUGAUUGGUCUGCUGGUUCGUCAAGAGAUCGAUUUAGCCCUUUAUGAUUUCACGCCAACGCCGGAUCGUCAACAGGCUGUUAAUUUUACCGUCGCUUUCGACGAGUCGCCGUACAAGUUUCUUGUUCCCAAACCGCAGCCCAACUACAAAUAUCUAUUCCUCGACCCAUUCACUUGGGAUACCUGGUUGGCCGUGCUGGGAACUGUGUUAAUCAUCGGUCCUAUCCUAUGGUGUGUUCAUAUUAACUCCAAGUUCUAUGACUACUACGACAUGCGCGACGGCAAAGGUCUCUUCAAGUUAGCCAACUGCGAAUGGUACUGCUUUGGAGCCAUUAUACAACAAGGCGGCAUUCAUCUUCCUGACGCUAUCUCUGGCCGUAUACUCGUUGGGUUCUGGUGGCUGUUUGUAAUUGUUACCCUAACUACUUACUCCGGCAAUCUCGUCGCUGAUCUAACUUUCCCCAAGAUUCGAAAUCCGUACGAUACCGUUAGCUCGCUACUGAAUUCGGACAUCACGUGGGGCGCUUUCAAGGGUCACGCAGUUAUCGAGAUCCUCAAGCUCCAGCAACAAGGGCUAUUAACCCAACUGUCUGCUAAAUUAGCCCAUAUUGAGACGGCGCAUGAAAGUUGGGCACUGAAAGAAGUUGCUGAUGGUAAGAUGGCUUUAAUAGGAUCCGAAGUGACUCUGUUUCAUUACAUUGGCAAGCAGUUUAUAGCUACAAACUUAUGCCAGUACGCAGUAGCCAAAAAAGAGAUUAUCCGACAAGUUAAAGUUCUCGCGGUCCGUCCGGGAUUUCCAUUCCUCGCUCGUUUCAAUACCUUAUUAACUCGGAUAGUUGAGACAGGCCUAAUAAUCCGUUGGAAGAAGAAAUAUUGGCCCAAAGAGAACGAGUGCACGGUCGAUUCGAAACCUCAAGCCGGGGAUAUUCGACGAAUUACAAUUGCCCAUAUGGAGGGUUCGUUCUGGAUAUUGGGUGUCGGUUUUCUCGUUUCAUUUACACUACUAGCCCUCGAGAUAUUUCGAAAGAGACGCGAACUUCGAGACCCCAACGGAGGGAGACCCCAGCGUAUCGGCCCCAGAGAUUUCAAGGACAAUUUGUUCAGAAAGACGAAUUACUCAGACAAAGAUCAUUACAAUACCGAUUAUGGCGCACAAGUUGGAGGCGCUGGUCCUGGCGCAGGAAAAGGUGGUCAAUCGGGUUACGGUUUCGAACCCUCAAACACGCCCUUCCGAGGUUAUUCUGGAUUUCCGAACAGAACCGAUCUCAUUCCCUACAAUUAUCCAGCCAGAAGAUUAUCCGUGAACACGCUGAUUGGUGUGGGCGGUCCCGUGAUGGGAGAGGGCGGCCGGCCAAUAAACGAUCGAGGAGCGGUCUUUGUCAAGGUCUUUGAAGUCAUGAAGCUGACCACGUCUUCAGAUGGCGUAAAGCGUGAAUAUUCCAAGCCGCUAUGGAGAUCCUUUUACGGUGGAGAAUCUGUUGGAAACGGAAGCAAUAUCACGGCCCAAGUAGCUUUCGUGAUAGUAGUAUACGAAUUACUGGUGACUCUAUAUUUCGUCGAAAAUGGUCUUGGACAGACGCUUAAUAUUGCCGUCAUCGUCGAGAAGAAGUUCGAGCUGGCAAGACAAGCCGUUGAAGCUGGCCUACAGCGUGCAAAAAACGACGGAAAAACUAUCCAUUGGCAGUUCGUCGUUAUGGAUGCAGACGACGAAUUAAAAGAUUUAUGCGACAUCAUUAUGGAGAAUCAGCCGAGUCUCGUUAUAAAUACGGUUCGUACACCCGGAAGCAACUAUUAUAAACUGACAAAAGAAAUCAAGCAAACAGUGAGAAAUCUCGCUAUACCAACACUGGAUCUCUCAUACGGAAGCACCGACGAAUAUCAGAUGAGUGGGUGGAAUGGUAAAAAACCAGAGGAGAAUGACUACUUGAUACACGUGACGCCGCCAGGCGAUUCGUACACACAGGCCGUUCGGGAACUGAGCAUUAAGAUGGACCUAGCGACAGCUGGAAUUCUUUAUGAUAAGAGUGUCAUUAUCGACCACAAAUACGCUCGCCUUUUGGAGAACGUUCCCACGCGACACAUCAUGCGCCAAGUGUCCGAAUCGUCGGCGGAUUUUGUUAACAAGACGAAGGUUAUUCAGUCAACUGAUGUGUCCAACUAUUUCGUUGUGGGAACUAUUAGCCACCUGAGUAAUGCCCUCCAUUCCGCCCAGGAGAACGACUGGAAACCGCGUCAUCAUUGCUGGGUGCUAAUUACAAAACAGGAAGGCGAACCGGUCUGUGAGGAUUGUAUGAACCAUGAAGUACUCUUUGUCCACCCUGCUGAUAAGGAAGGAAAGCGUAUUGGAAUCGAUGGCGCGUACGGCAGUGAGAAGCUGGACGGAUUGUUCUAUGAGGAAAUUACCUACUACAUGAUAACCCGUAUUUUCGCGGAUAACAAGUAUUCGAAGCAGCCUAUUAGGGCAUCGUGUCGUGAGAAACCCGCCACACGAGAUGAUUAUAACCUAUUAAACGCAUUGGAGUCAUCGAAGCUUUCGACCCGCUACGGUGACAUUUACUUCACUGAUGCGGGAAACAAACCCGGCUAUCAAGCCAUUAAUAUGAAGGUGGCGCACUUUAACUACACGGCGUCUAAAACUCGACAAGACAACGAAAAAGGCUUUUACGUGUAUGGGGGUGAUGCGAAAGCGGCGAUGUGGACCAAAGCUGAUCAGACCGCACUGGAACAAUUCGGAUCGGUGACUUUCUACAAAGUGGUCACUCUAAUCCAACCUCCGUUCGUUUAUAAAGGCAACGGAUCAGGCCCAGAGUUUUACGGUUAUUGUAUCGACCUGAUUGACGAAAUCAAGAAGAUUCUCAAAUUUGAGUAUAAUAUUUACGCUGUUGAGGACAAGCACUUUGGAUCGAAAGACAAGGAGACCGGCCUGUGGAAUGGACUUAUUGGCGAGCUCGUAAAAAAGAAAGCGGAAAUCGCCCUUGGACCGAUCGCGGUCAUGGCGGAACGCGAGACAGUGGUUGACUUCACGGUGCCUUAUUAUGACCUUGUCGGUCUGUCAAUUCUGAUGAAAAAACCCGAGAUUAAACCCUCGCUAUUCAAGUUUCUUACUGUACUCGAGACAAAUGUGUGGGGCUGCAUCUUGGCUGCCUACUUCUUUACAUCGUUUCUGAUGUUCGUUUUCGAUAGACUAUCGCCGUACAGCUAUAGAAACAACAAGGAAAAAUACAAAGACGAUGACGAGAAACGUGAGUUUACCCUGAAGGAGUGCCUGUGGUUCUGCAUGACAUCGCUGACCCCUCAGGGUGGUGGUGAAGCUCCACGAAAUUUAUCUGGUCGACUGGUUGCAGCGACCUGGUGGUUAUUUGGUUUCAUCAUAAUUGCUUCGUACACCGCCAAUUUGGCCGCUUUCCUCACUGUGUCCCGUCUGGAGUCGCCAAUCGAAUCUUUGGAUGACCUUUCUAAACAGUAUAAGGUCAAGUACGCUCCCCAAGGUCAAACGACAGCCUCUACCUAUUUCCACCGAAUGGCUAACAUCGAAGAGAAAUUCUAUGAGAUUUGGAAAAACAUGUCUCUCGAUGACACGCUCACUGACGAUCAGAGGGCUGAGUUGGCCGUAUGGGACUAUCCAGUCAGUGACAAAUAUACUAAAAUUUGGUGGACUAUGCAGGAAGCUAGUCUGCCCCUGACUUUCGAGGAAGGCGUAGCCCGCGUCAAAAAUAGUCAGGGAAGCGACGGUUUCGCAUUCAUUGCUGAUGCGACACAGAUCAAGUACGCAACAAUGACCAACUGCGACCUUACCCAGAUAGGCUCAGAGUUCUCGCGAAAACCGCUGGCGCUUGCUGUACAGCAGAAUUCUCCACUUCGUGAUCAACUUUCAAGCGCCAUUCUGAAGCUUUUGAACCAGCGUAAAUUAGAAAGCCUCAAGGAAGCGUGGUGGAAUGGAAACCCCGAAAAGAAAAACUGUGAUGAUGAAGGAAAAAACAACGAUGGUAUCUCUAUCAAAAAUAUCGGUGGCGUGUUCAUCGUGAUCUUCAUUGGCGUGGUGAUGGCUUGCAUCACAUUGGUGUUUGAGUACUUCUGGUAUAAGAAUAAGAAGCCCCGCUCAAAGGUCGUUUCAGUAAAGGACCAUAUGCCGCAAAAGAAGUAGAAGGUCCUUGCCGUCAUCAAUAGAUUCAGCACAUUUCGGACGAGAAAGAGGCCUUUUUUCUUCACUAGCAGUCAAGUUCUUGCUCGCUAUUUCGGAGAAUGAUGAUCACUUAACCGUUUCAGGAGUAUGAAUUGCCAUCGACUGAUCACCACCGAAAGGACCAAGAUUUGAUGGACAGAUAUUGAGGGUUCGAUGUGAACUUUCGAUUGAUGGACGAAGAUUGUCGCUAAAACGAUACGGUGGUAGCUGUCUAAAGUCAAUGGGGCUUACCUGCAUUGCUACUAAUGUGCAACUAGAACUUAUUACACGGACGUUCAACUUACUACAAGAAUAGCCGUUAAGUGGCUCAGUGAUGAAAGAUCUGUGGCCCGAGACCGACCGUGAUGUACGCUUAUUCCGGAGGAAAGCGCAGUCAACCUUGGUCACCUACCUAAGACAUAGGAAUUUUAGAAUUAUCGAAUAGCAGUUUUUUUUAGGGGCAAGCUCCCUGACAGCGGGUCGAACCGGAUUGGGCGUAUAACCGGUGUGCUUACUUGAAGUUUUUGAGACCGCAUAAGCUAGGUGACUGUGUGCGCGUUUCUAAAAUAUCUAUCAUAUGGCAUCGAGUAUUAACGUAAAUGGCACGUCUCAAACACACUUAUUUAUUUAAAUUUAUAAAUUUCAAUCUGACUUGGUCAAUUAAACAGGGGAUUAAUUAACUAGGGGUGAGAGGGUUUCAGUCUGAAUCGGAUCCAAUUGAUAUUAAGCGCAAACUUCAAUAUAAAUGAUGCUUACUGAUUGUCACUGACCUGGCUAA